Molecule: messenger RNA, 902 nt
Organism: Oppiella nova
Lineage: Eukaryota; Metazoa; Arthropoda; Arachnida; Sarcoptiformes; Oppiidae
Source: the annotation of a GenBank genome assembly
GUCAUACACUGCAAACUUAGCCGCAUUUUUGACGGUCGAAGUCAUACCCUAUCCCUUUGAAAAUGUGGAGCAAUUGGCCGCUCAGUCCAAGAUUAAGUACGGGUGCACUAAGAAUGGGGCCACUCAUAAGUUCUUUAAUAACUCCAAUAUUGGGACGUAUCAGAAGAUCGCUACGAAUAUGGGCAAAUGGGAUGUCUUUAUGGGCGGUGGUAAGGGAAGGGAUUACGUGGAGAAAGCCGACGGGAAGUACGCAUAUUUUAUGGAGGCGGCGCCCAUUGAGUAUAUCGUUGAAAGGUAUUGCAAUUUGACUCAAGUGGGAGGUCUGCUCGACAAUAAGGGUUACGCUAUCGCUACUAAAAAAGGGUCACCCCUAAGGAAUCCCUUAUCGCAAGCUAUCCUCAAACUACAAGAGGACGGCAUACUUCACCAGUUGAAGGAGCGGUGGUGGAAGCAGAAGGGCGGCGGACAGUGUAUCGCCAAGUCGUCGAGUUCUCUGGCAGAGUUGGGGCUCAAGAAUUUGGGCGGAGUUUUCCUGGUACUUCUCGGCGGAUCUAUUGUCGCACUUUUGAUGGCUUUCUGUGAAUUCUUGUAUAAGAUUAGGAAAGAGUCUAAAGAUGAGAAUAUUAUGGGCGUACUAUUAGAGGACUUCAAGUUUGCAAUGAUGUGUCAGACGUCGAGUAAACCGACGAGAAGUAAGAGUAAGAGUGAGAAGAGUUUGAAUGGCAGCCGAAGUUUCAAUGAUAGCAAAACUGGUUCCUCACCACGACUUGAGACACAAUAUUCUGGAUAUUAUUAAACUUUUAAACUCAAGUUUGACGAUAAGUUUAUUUUUAGUUUUAUCAUUAAAUGAUACACUAUUUAUAAAGUACAGUAUAUUAGUCAUAAUUAAUGUAACACUAGAG